Molecule: messenger RNA, 2258 nt
Organism: Penicillium cinerascens
Lineage: Eukaryota; Fungi; Ascomycota; Eurotiomycetes; Eurotiales; Aspergillaceae
Product: RMD1 family protein
Exons: 4
Coding region: 54-2243 (729 amino acids)
Source: RefSeq, a predicted model, not a curated record
CCCCGUCCAAACCCUCGAGCAAUUGGAGCUAUCCUUGUCCAAGGAGCGCGACAAUGACUCCCCCUUCUCGCGGACGGGGCACCAGUCAACGAAGCCCGACCGUCCUGGUCACUGACUCCCGCGACCAACAAUCUGCCUCUACGCCCAGACGCCGUCGAUCCCCCGCGACCCGGUUCAUCACCGUCGAUAACGUGCUCCAAUAUGCCUCCGACGUCCCCUCCAUGCAGCAGCGGCACCCGCCGCCCAUUUCGAGAUCCCGCCGCCUUGCCUCAGCCACGAGUGGUUUGAUUGGUGUUGGUGGGAGCGGUUCUGCUGCAGGUUCCAAUUCGACGGGGACUAUCGGGCGCCUUGCGGCGCAGCCGCGUCUUCCUCCGCGGACAACUAAGGUCAGCGAGAAGCUAGUGCUUUUGCCUGAUACGGGUGGUGUUGGGGAGCCAGAUGCUGGUGAGGAUGAUGAGGAUGAUGAAGGCCCGGAUAUAGAUCUCGUUGAUGAGGAGCUUGUUGAGCAGCUGGCGAACGAGAGACAUGUUGAUCCGGAGGUCGUGCGGCAGCAGUUGCUGGCGCAGAAGCGACUCGGCGGCGACUUUGGUAUCGAUAAUGAUACUGCUCCUCUCUUGGCUCAAGAAGAGCUUCUGCGCAAACGACGUAUUGGGCCUGAGCGUGCGAAGAGUUAUGCGGAGCGCUUGCCUAAGGCUCGACGGACGGAGAAACUUGCGCGUGUGACGGCAUAUUGCACUGCGCAGGCGUAUAAGAUGGGAUCUGUGGCAUCCUUUGUGAAGGAGUGGCAUGGGGCAAGGACGAAGCUUUACGAUGACUGUCUCUACACUGCAUACCACUUGCCUCUCCUGCCUGGUCAUGAGGGGUAUCGUCUGCGGAGUAGUCCCGUGGUCAAAUUCCCUGGUGGAAAGUCGCUCCUGGAUGAAGAGAUUGAGCGGAAUGAGCUUCGUGAUCACCAUGAUGAUUAUAUGGGUGAGGUAGAGGAGCACUCCGUUGGUCGCCACAACCGUCCUGGGGAGGAGCAUCACCAUGAAGCCUCUCCUCAAGAUUCUGAUCAACAUGGCUCCAGAGAAGAGCAUCGCCAGGGAUUCUUGAGCCGCAUUUCCGAGGAAGACAGCCAUAUUCAGGAUGACCAGCAAAAUUCAUCAGGCAAUAAUAGCGCAUUGCAUAACUCCUCCCAGUCUGGACCCGAUGAAGAACAUCAAUCUGAGCCAGCCCCUCGGCGCCGUCGACACAGCUACGAUGAUGGCCAAGCUUUAUCGCGGGAACGGUCUUCCCCGCCAAUGCCAACAGCACAACCUCAAGCCCCAGCCCCAGCCCGAACUCUCUACAACGUGGCUGAGAUGUUCGUCUUUAGCUACGGCGUGGUCGUCUUCUGGAACUUCACAGAGCGACAAGAGAAAGACCUGCUGGCAGAUCUGGCAUUCGCUACCUCAUCCGCGACUGGCACUCCCAUCCCACUAGCUACAAUGCCUCUCCACGAAGAGGAUUUUGAAACCGAGGAAUUCCACUUCGAGUACUCGACCGAGAUCUCCCGUCCGCGCGUCUACAACGACAUGAUCACUCUUCGCAGCGGCGACCACAUGAUCAAGCUCGCCAUCAGCCACGGCAUUUCACAAAGCACCAAGCUAUGUUUCUUCGAGGAGGUCAUGGCCCGCCAAAUGGCAGACGCAAAGGACGUUCCACGCCGCCUUGCCAUGACAGGUCAACUAGGCAUGAAACGCGAAGAAGUCUUCCGUAUCCUGGGCCGACUGUUUAAGAGCCGCGUGGAAGUUAAUCUAUCCUCAAACAUGCUCGACGUGCCCAACUUCUUCUGGGAAAGCGAACCAACCCUCUACCCCCUCUAUAUCGCCGUGCGCGAAUACCUCGAAAUCAAACCGCGCAUCCAAGUCCUCAACGAACGCUGCCGCGUCUUCCUAGACCUCGCAGAGAUUCUAUCCGACUCCAUCGCCGAUAACCGCACAUCCCACCAAACCUGGAUCAUCAUCAUCCUAAUCAUCAUUUCCAUCAUCGUUACGUGCUCAGAAGUUUUCCUACGCUUCGGCCUCUUGCACGCCAGCCAAGGCGCAACAUCUAGUCCUGCUAGUAUCAUCGCCCGAGCUAUGGGCCGCACUCCGCCAUCUUCCCCGUCAAACUUCUCCUAUAACAAUGUGAAUAUCCCGCCUGGUUGUGUCUGCCCUUCUCUUCCGCCUGCUGGUGGGUCGGAUGUUAGUGGGUUGAGUGGGAAUCGGGGAUUCGGUCUUUGAUUUGGUUGUAUGCUU